Molecule: messenger RNA, 849 nt
Organism: Colletotrichum truncatum
Lineage: Eukaryota; Fungi; Ascomycota; Sordariomycetes; Glomerellales; Glomerellaceae
Product: allergen asp f7
Source: RefSeq, a predicted model, not a curated record
AUGAAGACCACUGCUCUCCUUUGCGCCGUCUUGGCCACUGCUGCCAUCGCCCAGCCCCACCAGCAUGGAAACAAGAAGCGCCAUGUCCAUGGCCAGCACCAGAAGCGUAACGUCGUUACCGAGUGGGUUACCGAGACUGCCUACGUGACCGAGUGGAUCGACGCAACCACCACCGUCUGGGUCGGUCCCGAGGGCUCUGCCACUUCCGCCCUUUCCUCUACCACCUCUGCGCCCGCUCAGUUCUUUGAACCCGCCAACCAGCCGUCCUACAGCACGCUGUCCACUUCCACGAAGGCUGUUGCUCCUCCUGCCCAGGAAUCCAGCAAGCAAGCUCCCCCUCCCGCUCCUGAGCCCAGCACCAGCUCCGUCCCUCCGCCGGCUCCCCAGACCCCGACUCCUACUCCUACGCCCGAGGUCCCGACCCCCCCACCUGCUCCUGUGCCUACCACUACCUCUGUCUAUGUUCCUCCCCCUCCUGCUGCCACGUCUACCACCCCUCAGGCCGCGCCCAGUAGCCCCUCAAGCGGCGGCGGUGACUCUCACAAGGGUGACCUGACGUACUACGCUGUCGGUUUGGGCGCCUGCGGUGAGGAUGACAGCGGCAAAGACAGGACCGACAACAUCGUCGCCAUCUCUCACCUUGUGAUGGGCGCUCAGUCUAACGGCAACCCGUAUUGCGGCCGUAAGGUCAAGAUCACCGUUAAUGGCAAGAGCACCACCGCCACCGUCCGCGACAAGUGCAUGGGCUGUGCCGCCGAUGACAUUGAUGUUAGCGAGAAGUGCUUCCUCGAGAUGUUUGACAGUCUCGGCGUCGGUCGCCAGACUGUUGAGUGGUCCUUCAUCAACUAA